This is a messenger RNA of Neltuma alba, 1669 nucleotides long. RefSeq names its product probable pectate lyase 18. The transcript has 4 exons. The record is from RefSeq and is a predicted model, not a curated record. The coding region runs from base 54 to 1274 and encodes 406 amino acids. NCBI's taxonomy places the organism in Eukaryota, Viridiplantae, Streptophyta, Magnoliopsida, Fabales, Fabaceae. Gene Ontology annotation, molecular function: pectate lyase activity.
GUCUUCUCAUUCGCUCUCCAAGGCCUGAGCAAAGAAGAGCAAGAGCCAAUAACAUGGCAACUUCUUCCCCCUCUUUGCUCUUCUUUCUCUCCUUUCUUCUCUCCGCAACCCUCAUCUCCUCCAGACACCUCCAAGACCCAGAAUUGGUAGUACAAGAAGUGAACAGAAAGAUCAAUGCUUCUGUGGCUAGGAGGAACUUGGGGUACCUGUCCUGUGGUACAGGCAACCCCAUUGACGAUUGCUGGAGGUGUGACCCCGACUGGGAGAAGAACAGGCAGAAGCUAGCCGAUUGUGCAAUUGGGUUCGGGAAGAAUGCUGUCGGAGGCAAGGACGGUCAGAUUUACGUGGUGACGGAUUCCGGCGACGACGACCCUGUGAACCCGAAGCCGGGGACGCUCCGGUACGGCGUGAUCCAAGACGAGCCGCUGUGGAUCACAUUUGCCAGAGACAUGGUGAUCCAGCUGAAAGAAGAGCUGAUAAUGAACUCGUUCAAGACCAUCGACGGUAGAGGCGCGAGCGUUCACAUUGCGGGUGGUCCAUGCAUUACGAUCCAGUACGUGACCAACAUUAUAAUCCACGGCAUUCACAUCCAUGACUGUAAGCAAGGCGGGAACGCUAUGGUGAGGAGCUCCCCACGGCACUACGGGUUUAGAACGGUAUCGGACGGUGACGGCGUGUCCAUCUUCGGAGGGAGCCACAUAUGGGUGGACCACUGCUCCUUGUCGAACUGCAACGACGGUCUGAUCGAUGCGAUUUAUGGGUCCACCGCAAUCACCAUCUCCAACAAUUAUAUGACUCACCAUGACAAGGUCAUGUUAUUGGGUCACAGUGACUCCUAUACAGAAGACAAGAACAUGCAAGUCACCAUAGCCUUUAAUCACUUUGGAGAAGGGCUAGUUCAAAGAAUGCCAAGAUGCAGGCAUGGAUAUUUCCAUGUUGUGAACAAUGACUACACCCAUUGGGAAAUGUACGCCAUUGGUGGAAGUGCCAACCCUACCAUCAACAGCCAAGGCAACAGAUUUGCAGCACCCGAUGACAGAUUCAGCAAAGAGGUGACGAAGCAUGAGGAUGCGGCGGAGAGCGACUGGAAGAACUGGAACUGGAGGUCGGAAGGGGACUUGAUGGUAAACGGUGCGUUCUUCACGGCGUCAGGGGCGGGAGCGUCAUCAAGCUAUGCGAGGGCUUCGAGUCUGAGUGCGAGACCAUCUUCACUUGUCGGCGCGAUCACCGGAGGUGCCGGUACGCUUAGCUGUCGGAAAGGUUCUCCUUGCUGAUGAUGAUGAUCUUGACUGCUCCAGUAACAGCCGGUCUAUUGAUUCCAAAAAGGAAAAAGUAGAAGAAGAUUUUACUAUUUGAGAAAAGGAGAAGGGAAGUGAGAUAAGAAAAGCAAAAAAGAAGGGAAGAAAGAAAAUAUCUGGUCUAACCCUCGAGUUUCGUUCCCUCGUUCCUUCCUUUCAUUCUUUUCUUUCUGUUUUUGUUUUCUCUAGAUUGUUGUUUUUUUUUUUAUUGUUAGUCUUUCUAAUUUGCUCCGAGCACCAUGAAAUACAACCUCGGCCUGUGACUCUCUUGGAUCCAAAAAGCUGGUGCAAGGGUCUGUAAAAGAGAGAACAAGUGCAGAAGAGUUGAUAUAUAUAUUUAUGAUAUACCAAAAUUAGUUGCCAUUUCGUUU